CUGCCUGAAAUGGCCAAGGAAAAUUCCCCAUCCCUAGCUGAAGUUGUAAAACGAGUUGCAGAGCAACAGCAGUCACAGGCUUCAGACAUAGAAAAAAGCAAAGCAGUUCUUUUCCAAUUGCAGGCAAAGUGCCAGGAACUAGAAAAAGAAAUUAAUUCUGUUCUGUUAGAAACAAAGACAACAGAAAGGGAGAUACACCUGCAAGAUGAUGCCAUAGAAGUGACAAAAUAUCGCUGUGAAAAUCUGGAGGCCCAAGUCAGAGCCCUGUAUUCUGAAAAUUUAAAAUUGAGGUGUGAUGCAGAAACAAUACAAGAGGAGUUUGAGAUGAAACUUGCACGAAAUAAUGAAUAUCGGGAAAAAAUAAAGGAUCAUAAACAUCUCUUUUGGGAGAUGGAAAGUAAAUUGCCAAUUAUGAUUGAACUUGCUGAAAAGAAAGCGGUUGUGGAAGAAUUAAAGGCAAAGAAAGAGGAGUUAAUAUGUGAUCUGCAGAAUCCAGAAGGAUCUGUUAUAAAACAAGUGCAGGAAGAAAUCACACAUUUAAAAAGUGAAGUCACAACAUUGAAAGAUUUGAUCAAUAAAAAAAGAGAUCUGCUGGAAGAAGAGAAAAAAAAGCAUGCUAAGCUUAGAAAGGAAAUUGAGGUACAGAAUAAGAGAUAUGAUGCUAUAUUAAAACGUUUGCAUUGCCAACUGAACAAAGUCCAAUCAAAUAAAAGACAAUGGCACUGGAACAUUCAGCAGUUGGAGAAGAAGGCUGCAGAACUAAGAAAAUGUCUUGGAGUAGCAGAGUUACAAAACAUCAUGUAACAAACUUAACAAAGAAUAGAAUGCAUGUA
Melozone crissalis (California towhee) is the source of this 833-nucleotide messenger RNA. RefSeq names its product coiled-coil domain containing 122 (gene CCDC122). NCBI's taxonomy places the organism in Eukaryota, Metazoa, Chordata, Aves, Passeriformes, Passerellidae. The transcript is spliced from 4 exons. The coding region runs from base 10 to 804 and encodes 264 amino acids. The record is from RefSeq and is a predicted model, not a curated record.